AUGGAAAUGGACGGAUGGGAAGAAUUCGUGGACUCUGAUGGUCAGACUUAUUACUACCACGAGGGGCAAAAUCUUACUCAGUGGAACCGACCAGAGCCUCACAAUGAAAUUGCAAAGAUCUUUGAAAGCAGUUCAGCUGAACAGUCGUUAGAUGACAGAAUCGUGCGUGUGUUUCGUCGAUACGAUACGGAUGAGAGUGGUGAGCUAUCGAUUGACGAGUUCCAGCUCUUUUAUCGAGCACUUUUAGGUCGUGAAAGCGCCAAUAUAAGUGAUGCGCAAGUUCAACAAGUUUUUUCAAUUCUCGAUGCAAGUGGUGACGGACUUGUGACGUUUGAAGAGUUUCAACUCUGGUGGAAAACAAAGUUACAGAUUGAAGAAAACGAGUCGAUCGAAGCUGCGAGAAUCGCACGCGUUGAACGUCGACGUGACAUUUGUCGUCACUUUUUGAAGAAUGCAGAUGCAAUUGUGAUUAUUGUUCAAAAUGAUACGACUGAAGAAUGUUUUGAUUCCAAUCUACUUCCGCGACUUGUAGCAUUACUUGGUGAUUUUCUACUUCGUGGUUUAGCGUACCGUCAAGCUUUAUAUGACCUUGUAGCAGACCCGAUGCAACAAUUAGUCUCUCUCGAUCAAUUUCUCGCUUGGUAUGAUCAUUUCGAGAGUACAGAGCAGGAAAAGCUUGAGAUUGUACGAGCGAAUUUGCAUGCAGAAGCACAACUUCGUAUGCAGCAUGAAGCUAAAGCUGCUGCAGAAGAAGAACAAUUUCGUCGUAAGCAAAUGGCUUCUAAUGGGCUUGAUGUAGCUAUUACAGAGUACGAGACCGAGCAACAACAAGACAGAAAGAUUGCUGUUUUAUUCAACGCUUUUGACGCGGAUCAUUCAGGUCUUCUGAAUGCAGGCAAACUCUUGUCACUUAUUAAAGCACUUGGUCAUGAUAUGGAUAUAAAGCAAGUUACUCGUUUGGCGAAAAUUAUUGACACCAGUGGAGAUGGUCAGAUCAAUAUUGAGGAAUUUCUGGCAUUUUGGAAAACUUUUAAGCGUGGUCAACCGAUCAUGCAUCAAUUUCAACAUCAUACCGUGCUAGAAUCAGUUUCUCAAGUCGACGCAAAUGAAGUGCUUACGUCUAUCGCAUUAAAAAAGCGUGUGUAUGGAUUUAAACGCUUCGAUGUGACUACAAUUGAAAUCGAAGUUGUAGACUGCAUCAGAUCGAUUAUAAAUGAUUUAAAGUUACGCAUUACUCCACUUUUGAAACCUGAUGCAGCUCAGCGGAUUCAAGCAUUGGGACGCGGUCACUUGGCCCGAAAAGGGGUAUUCCGACUCGUUUGUAGUCGAUAUAAUAUGCAUGUCGAUACGACAACUCGUCUGUUUUACUUUACUGAUAUACAAACAGGUAAUGUCUUAUUCACUCGACCACUUUACCCCACCAGCACGUCUGCAGUGGCUCCUUUUGAAAAAAACGAUUGUUUUUCGAAAGCACACAGAUCAAGGUACAAACACCGUCCAAUGCUGGCAUAUAGUGCGUUCUACUUUUACGAUGUGGUUUCCACCGUGGAGCAACGUCUGAGUUGCAAUAUUUGGACGCAAUUACGUUCGCCCAAACCGGAUGUUGUACUUUUACAAUUGAUUGCGCGACGUCGACCACGUCAGCUCAGGCAACGUAGUCAUGACUUCGCGUAUCUUCCCCUCCACUAUGUUGUUCGUCAUAUGCCCUUGCAAGUUGCCCUCGUACGCUCGUUUGUUGACGGAUACCCUCAAGCGCUAAGUGAGUAUGAUGCCUUUAAGAUGACUCCUUUACAUGUUGCUUUGCGCAAUCAGCACUCAACCAUUAAUCUUGUUACCCUUUUGGCUCGAAAUCCUUUGACUGGAAGGUCGAUAGAGAUAGAGAAAACCUCAAUAUGGGCGUGUCAAACAAUCAAUGGUGAUACUCCUUUGCAUGGAGUGAUAAGCUAUGGUACAUCUUUCAACGUAUUUCAAUGGGCUCUUUCUGUUUGUGCUCAAGAAAUUCAAAAUCUUGUACCACAGCUGCUCAAUGAGCGGGGUGAGUCUGCUUUUCACUUGUUCAUUACUCACCAACAGCAUUUGGCAGGUAAUUUCACAUCGUCUGAGUUAAAAAGAAGCAUGCGGCUCUUUUUCAAGCUCUUUGACAGAACUGUUCUUUGCACUAUACCAACGAAACAAGGAGAUUUGCCCUUGCACCUUGCGAUAGAUGGCUUUUAUCGAUACAAACUGCGAGUGGGAAAAGGCUUCAUUGCUCACCAAAGUCUCAACGAAGAGAAGCCUCUGGCUACAGGCUGGUUGUGGCUUAUAAAACGUCUGUGCUUAUACUACCCUGCAGCUCUUUUGACUCCAAAACGUAACAGACUUCUUCCUGUGCACCUUGGGAUCAAGUAUGGGAUUCCAGAAGAAUUGGUGAUUUUAAUGUUUGAACUGACAGCUGACGCAGUAAUUAAGUCGAGACAUAUACCGUCCGAAGAGCAGGAGAAAUGGCUUCUUUCUGCCACUGCGAUCGCAGCUACUCGAACGACGCUACUGCACUUGGUCUUAAUGCACCAGCCAAAAGCCACAAAGCUGCUUUCGCUUUUACUUUCUCGUAUGCCAGCAGCUUGUCGUUUAACUUCUUUAGUGAAUGGUAACCUCCCAAUUCAUGUGGCUGCAGCAGCACCAGGUUUACACAUUGAGAUUCUUCACAAAUUGUGCACAAUGUACGACAAAGGAUGUCGGACUUACAAUAACAAACGGUAUUUGCCACUGCACAUGGUGAUCGUUUACAAUUCGAAAUGUGUAACCAAAGUACAAGUUUUACUGCGAUAUUGUCGCGAGAUGAUUUUAGCUCAUCCUGAAGAACACUCUGGCUUACGUGCUUUACUAAUGACCGCAAAUACCAAGUUACCAGAUUAUGGAAUAUUAUUGACCCUGUUAGAUGCUACAGCAAACAAUCAAAUGGUUGUGAAUCAAACCAUGGAUCAAUCUCAGAUUGUAACGCCAUUGUACGCACUCUCUUUGCGUUGUUGUACUCCAGAAAUUACUACCAAAGACGUCGCCAAGCGCUGUUUCAACGAAUACGAAAAAAUUGAUAAUGAUGAAGCGUAUUUUCUUGCCCUUGCCAAGUGUAAUCUUCGAAAACAGCAAGAUCAUCCAACAAUUCGAUGGACGUUCAAUAGCAUUGUCGAACAAUUAAAAAACAAAUCAUCAGAUCAGGCCCUGAUUCAGCGGGUACUGUACGUCUUAAACGAAAAGAUUAGAGCAAUGAAUCAAGAAGACGAGCGAGUAAGUAAUAAGAAAAGUAAGCGCAAAGGAUACGGCAUGGUUGUUGAUACCGUCACGUUGAACAAAGAUCUCAUGCUUGUGCGUACAGUGCAUCAACUAAUGUUCAACUUUCCACUCAAUCCAAUUCUUCAGAAACUAGGUCAUGCCGUUUUGAAAAAGCUACUUCCUUCACCAUACAUUCGCGCAGUAUACAGAGCAAAGAUUGAUCCGUACUUUAAUUUGUCAUUGGUAUGA
This is a messenger RNA of Plasmopara halstedii, 3498 nucleotides long. RefSeq names its product Calmodulin and related proteins (EF-Hand superfamily). Gene Ontology annotation, molecular function: calcium ion binding; protein binding. NCBI's taxonomy places the organism in Eukaryota, Oomycota, Peronosporomycetes, Peronosporales, Peronosporaceae. The transcript has 2 exons. The record is from RefSeq and is a predicted model, not a curated record. The coding region runs from base 1 to 3498 and encodes 1165 amino acids.